AUUAUCCAAACUAAUUGCGUAUAUUGAUACAGACGUGCCGUUUACUUUAACUACUUAUUCACAUUUCAAUUGACACGAUAAAAAUGCAAUAUAUUGUUGAACUGGUGCAUAUUAAUGCAGUAGAUUUAUUUCAUAAUUAAAUUUAAUUAGCACAAUUUUUGAUAGAUAAGAAGGGUCUCUAUAUUAUAGACUAUACAUAUCGCUCUGUAUAGGCAUUGAGAAUUAAGUUAAAUCAAUACAAUCUCUCUCAACAUGGAUGCGUGCACGUAUAUUUGUGUGCGUGCAUGCGUGCACGCGAUGUGUGAAUGCGUAUGCACGCGUGUGUGUGUGUGUGUAUAGACGUCAUACGUUAUUUCUCUCGUAACUUCUUUAAAUUGCUUUUAAUUAAACAAAACAAUUAUAAACGCUCUCAAGAAUAUAAUCAAAUCGAAAUAAAACAUGACACUAAUAAUAUGUAAUAGCCAAGCACAAGUCAGGCGCAAACACCUUUUAAUUAAUACAAAUGAUGCGUUUGAGUGCAAUUUGAAACUUAUUCUUUUCGAAAUAAUUUAUAUUGUUGGAUUAAAGUUAAGAGACUAAACUUCAACAUUUUUUUGCAUUGGUCGCAUUUUUUGCGCAAUAUUUCAAUUUGUGCAGGUAAUUCUUGAUAUUAUAAUACAAUUAAAUGUGUCGUAGCCUUGUUAACUUAUCGUAAUGGCGAAAUACUUUGUUACCAAGAAAAAGACAUUUACAUUAUGUGAUUGCAUGAAAUCAUAAUUACUUUCAUAACAAUAAUCACAACGUUUGACAUAAUUGCGGCAAUUAUGACAUACAAUAUUGUAAGCAUAUACAUUAUUUAAAAUAGCAAAAUAUUGUCAUAAAUAUAAGCGAUCUACACUGUACAAUCCAUUUUGAAGGGAGUGACGCACGCUCCCUACGAUGCACCAACAAGAACUGAAACUUUUUCUUACUGAAGAAAAAAGAAUCGUGACUGCGUUUGCGCAAAACAAUUUUCAGUCUUAUACGUUUUAAAGAAACAUAUACUUUCAAUUACAUAUAUUAAGGUAAUUUCAACUAAUUCGUUUUUGCCUAUAUCCUGAAUAUAUAAUUUCUCACUAUUGGAAAGCUGUAAUCAUCAUUUGAGUACAAUUGUAUACUAUAAUAUCGAUCAUUUGUAAUUCAUAAGAAAUUUCGAACAAAAAAUUUAUGGUAGUAUGAAAAGACCUAUACCAGUUGUGUCGUCGCUCUCGUAUAAGAUGUACGCGACAGAAGAAUACGAAAUUAAUCGAAUGCUUCUUGAAAUACUUGGCUUAUGGCCUUACCAACAAUCGUAUUUCGCGGAGAUACGAAAAGUGUUGUUUGUCAGUACUCUGUCGGCAUUUAUUAUUGUCCAGUUGCUAGUGUUCAUCACAAUGCAGUAUAGUGUAAAUCUUCUCAUGAAGAAUCUCUCAUUAACGUUGCCUGCUCUUUUCUGCUUUGUUAAGUAUUACACUUUUAUUAGACGAGCAGACGUUGUAAGUUUAAUUAAAACAAUCUUUUCCAACAUAUUGUAACAUUGAUACAAUAACAUAUGAACCAUACAAAGAAUUAUAUUUAAAAUCAAAGGAAUAAACAGGUUAAACAAAUGCUGGAGCAAAUUCAAGAUAACUGGAGAAUAUUAAAAGAUAAAUUAGAAAUAAAUAUUAUAGAGAAAUAUUCUUUUAUCGCGAGAUUUCUCGCAGUAAUUCUAUUGGGCUUCUGCUGUUUUGGAUUAAUCAUGUACACAUUAAUGCAAUUUUUACCACUAAUUCUUGAUACCGUCAUACCGUUAAAUGAAUCACGUUUACGUCGCCCUAUCUUGAUCACAGAAUAUUUUAUCGACCAAGAAAAGUAUAUGAAUGCUAUAUUGUUGCAUUAUAUACUAGCCGUAGCUAUAGGAAUAGUCGCACUUUGUGGCCCUACUAUGACAAUCUUAACGUAUAUUCUGCAUUCAUGUGCACUGUUAGAUAUCGCAAGUUAUCGUAUGGAAAAUGCAAUUAAUCGGAGUAUAUUAGCGAUUCCGAGUCCUACACGAGAAUAUCUCCUUUACCGAAGGAUUGUACAUGCGGUUUCUAUACAUCGAAGGGCCAUCGCGUCAGUAUUUUUAUUUUUUUAUUACUAUAAAACUCUUGCUCUAUAUUUAUUCAUUAUUCAUUAAAAGCGGUUUAUUUAUUUAUUUGAGAGCUAAAAUAUGUUAAAGAUGUACAACUUAUUUUAAGAAUAUGUUUGAUGAAUAUACUAUGCAGUCUUUUAAAAACACAAUAUUUUUAAAAUGUGGAAUGAAACAUUCACCGUCAAGAUUAAACUUAAGAUCAUAAUCACAUUUACUUAUCAUACUGAAGCACAAAAAAUGAAUAUAUCGAAGUUUACGCCUAUCUGUUGGUACUGUAACAGUUCUAAUACUUAAUAUGUGGUACUUAAUGACUAUAUU
This is a messenger RNA of Nylanderia fulva, 2428 nucleotides long. RefSeq lists its product as uncharacterized. NCBI's taxonomy places the organism in Eukaryota, Metazoa, Arthropoda, Insecta, Hymenoptera, Formicidae. The record is from RefSeq and is a predicted model, not a curated record.